Molecule: messenger RNA, 10080 nt
Organism: Pundamilia nyererei
Lineage: Eukaryota; Metazoa; Chordata; Actinopteri; Cichliformes; Cichlidae
Gene: tnrc18
Product: trinucleotide repeat containing 18
Exons: 30
Coding region: 301-9438 (3045 amino acids)
Molecular function (GO): chromatin binding
Source: RefSeq, a predicted model, not a curated record
AUUGCUAGACGCGUCAUGGGCUUUCUCUCUCCCCCCGAGUUAUUCCCCAGUUUACCUUCGGACGAGCCUGUAAUGGACUACUCCAGUUCUCCCAGCAACCUGGACGGAUUUUAAGAAGCGCUGGCAUUUUUUUAAGCCCCCUUCAAGACAUUUUACCCUUUCAAGUCAGAAGGAUGGCUGAAAAGGAGCCCGAAUCGCCUGGAAAAUUAAAGACAUUAUUAUAGCCAGAACUGGCUUUUUCGGAAUAGAGGGCCUAUUCGAACGGACUAUUUCCUUUCACAACUUUCCCCGCUGUGGAUAAUGGAUGGCAGAGAUUUUGGUCCUCCCCGAUCCGUCCACGUACCACCUUCGUUGUUGGCGGGGCUCGCGAUGGACUCUCACUCCAUCCGGCUCGGAGCAGCUGCUGCAGCCGGGAGGAUCCCUCCCUCCUCCGGUCACUUGCUGGGGAGUCAGCCGCAGCCUCUCCACUCCGGAAAAUUCUUGCCAUCGGCCAUUAACCUACAUCCACACCACAGCGAUGCCUUCCCGGCAGGCUCCAGCCCCUUCCUGUCAGGCUAUCCAGGCCCCUCCUCUCUGACCUCUGACCCUGCAUACAGAUCCGCAAAUCCCAGCAGUCUGCAGAUGGCUCAGCUGUGGGCAUCGCAUGCUCAUGAUGGCUACCCCCCUCUUCCAAGCAGCCUGUACUCCAGCCCUUACCUGGGGCACCUGGGGCACCUUGAGCCUCCCUCGCUCUCCCAGCACCCUCUCUAUGAUUCUCAUAAAGAGGGAUAUUACCUGCCAUCCUCCCUGAGGCAGUCACCUCUCCACCCCCCGUCUGCUGCCUCCAAUACCCCGUCCAGCUCCACACCCCCACAGAGGACAUCCCGGGAAGGGGUGAGGGAAAGGUCUUAUCGGGGAGAGAGGGAUAGAGACAGGGAAAGGGAGCGGGAACGUUCAAGAGAGGAGCAGCGGCCGCAGAGCGUGGUGGACUUGACACAGGACGGGAGAGGUGAGGAGGACCGCAGGGUAGGCAGGGAACGGGAACGAGAGAAGGAAAAGGACCGGGACGCAGAAAGAGACAGAGAUGGUUGGUCCUUCCAUCUACACCAGCAAAAGUCACACUCCCAGCCUUCCACAGUGGAGCCCAGAUCCAGGCUGUCAUCUCCACAGACCUCCUUCCCUCCUGGUGGGGGUGGAGGAACAGGCAGGUUUCAUGGACCAGAACCAGACAGAGGGAGUCGGGACGAGGAUAGCGGCUCUCGACUCCACCAUAACUCUAAUGCGAAUAACUCAAACCCUCAUUCAGAGAGACAUAGGAGGAAUGACUCUGUAGCCACGUCAGCUGGAACCCUCCACAUAUCCUAUGUCCUUCCUCCUGCUCUCCAGUCCUCAGCAGCUGGAGCACCCCACCUUUCCACAACCAGAGAGUCUGUCAGGGAGCAACGCAUAAGCGCACCUACGUAUGUGCCUUCUGUGGAGGUUUAUGAUGAGCAGGCGGGGCCGAUCCAGAUAGCAUCACAAGCGCGCGACAACAAACACAGAGACAGAGAACGGGAGCGUGACAGAGACGUGGAGCAUGAACGGGACAGAGACAGAGAGAGGGAGAGCUACAGGUUUCAUGAGAAGAUCCUCAUGGAGCAUCCUCGGCUCUCCCACUCAGGCGAUUUAAGCAAUCAAAGAGAGGAAGGUUCUGUGAUUUGUUCCAAUGGUUCCGUUGGUAAACGAAACCAGGACACAUCCCUCUCCUCCAUUCAAUCAAGGUUCAGCCCAGAAACCAGGGACAUCUCUAAACACUCAAACAGAUUAGGCAUAGAGCGAUCUGCGGCAGAGCCCAAGUGGAAUCCUAUCAGUCCGGUGACCAAAUACGCUACAAGUCACAUGGCUGCUCUGGCAGCCCAACACACGCUUUCUUCUCCCCACAGCCAGCAGACACACACGCGAAUGUCACAGUCCCCUCACACAUCCCAUCGACACAACAGCAACACACAAUCGACCCACAGCCAUUCCCCCCAAACACACUCCUCCCAGCACGGACACGGGCGUGCAAGCGAAGAGGGUAGUCAGAGACGCUACCUGGACCCAUCGGCACUCUACCGACCAGGGGGUUCCAGCGGUGGAGAGCGUGGUGGGGGAUUGGGUUCGGAUUCUAAAGAGGUUUCGGCCAUGCAGAGCCUGAUCAAAUACAGUGGAAACUUUGCUGCUGAAGGCCCUGGUUCCUCCAGGAACAUCACGGACGGCAGAGGGCCCUUUGGUGGAUUGGGGAACAUUGGGAUGGAAAUCGAGAGGGAAAAGGAGAGGGAGAAAGAGAGAGAGCGAGAAAGGGAGAGGGAUAGGAUAGCAGUUGGCUCCGGUGGUUCAGGAGCAUUAAGGAUGCCUCAGCUGAAGAGAGAACAGGAGCGACCCGACAGUGCCCGCUCCUUUGGUCGGGAAGGUGAGGGCGAGGUGCGCCACCCUCCGGUUGGGAUUGCUGUUGCUGUGGCUCGGCAGAGAGACAGCGGGGCCACCAGUAAACAGACGAGUGGGAGCUCAGACACACAGAGACCCCUGCUGCAAACCGCUAUUAAAGAUGAAGAACGUGGAGAGGACCGUGCUCGCCACCACAAUGACAGACUGCUGGCUGGCCGGCUCGAACGUGAGCAGGAGAAAGUGCUCAGAGAGUCCAAGGAACUUGCAGAGUUUACUCAGAUGCACCCUGCCCCACUAUCUAGCGGCUUGACACCCAGCAUGAUGACGUCCAGCCUCAUGACCCCAAACCUUGUGGUCACUGGAGGGGCCGCUCUGGCAGGGGCAGGACGAUGGCCUCCUGACCCCUCAACUUUGACCUCUCACUCGUGGAUACCCCGGUCUGGAGCUCCCCCAGUUUGGCUCUCUGGCUCUCCAUACAGCCUGGGUCCCUCUUCACUCCACCAGACCCUCCCCCCAGGCUACCCACCCUCUCUGCCAGGCUCGAUGCCCCCUCCCUACCAGUUUGCCAGAGAUCCGCAGUCUGGACAGCUAAUCGUCAUCCCAUCCGAACACCUGCCACACUAUGGUGGUGAUGUACUGGAGCGUGGAGCCCCAGUGUGGUCGGGUGUGUACGGUACAACCAGCACUUUGCAGCAUGCGGCCCAGCUGCAGCUCCUCUCUCAGCAGCAAAUCCUCCGACAACACGAGCUACUCAUGAUUCAGCAGCACACAGCGCAGGUCCUGGAGCUACAGAGGAAUGCACAGAUAGCUGAGCGCCUAAAGGCCAGUGAGCACCGGCCAGAGAUGGAAGACAAAGCAGACAAGCGUAACACUGACUCAAAGCCCAGACCCUCCUCAAUUUCAUCCCCGUCUCCCUCACCGGUGCUGCAUCCCCGCAAACCACCUCCUUCCUCUCGAUCUCCAACCCCGUCGACAUCGUCCCUAACCCCGCUGCCUCGGCUCCCCUCUCCAGUGACCACACUGAAGUCAGAGGAAGGUGGGCAGAGAGUACUGUCUCCGCCGAAGCCCCUGCCUCACCCGCCUUCACCCCGUUCGGCGUCUCCCCCCCCUUCCUCGCCACGGCGGCCUAAACAAGAGAUGUCUGAAGAGGGGGAGGUGGGACAGAGGGAACAGAGAGAGGGGCAGAAACCGACCUCUGCACCCUUUCAAAGCAUGUACGCCGAUCUCCCUCCAGGUUAUCCUUACCAGUCCAUCACGGCCCCAUUUGGCUCACCUUUUCCUCCUUAUCACAUCCCAACACCCACAGGGGAAAAUGCAGAAGCUGUCCCACCCCGUCGUGUCUGCUCUCCUGCUUUAGCUGCCCCUUUGCCCUCAGCCCAUCUCCAUUCAAGGCUUUUGGACACAGAUAUCAUGCCUCAAAAGCUAGAGCAGUCAAAGUCGGCAUCUUUCCUCAAACAGGAACCUGAUGUGGAGCAGGGAAAGCUUGACAUAACACCAGAGCCACUCGGACCUCUUCAGCAAAGCUGUAGUCCUGCCCAAGUCACCCAGGACAAUGAAGAUGACAGGGAACCCCCAAAGCCACAGCCUCAACCGUUACCUCUGCAUGUCCCUAGUCCUCCACCACAACGAGCCAGAGGGCUGGAAAUCAGGGAGGAAGAGAAGGAAGAAGGUCAAAUCAAAAUAGAAGUUUCAGCUUACUCAUGUCUGACAGCAUAUUCUGAGCCUCCUACACUCACAGAAGCUGAACCUAAAUCCAAGGUCAUAAAGGAUCCAGACCAAACACAUUAUGCAGAGUGCAUCAGCACAGAUUCAGACAGACAAGAACUGUCUCAGACAUGUGCAUCACUAGAUCAAACCACCAGCGCUUCAUGUGAACAGGAACAGCCAGACAGUCCAGUCAUCUUGGAUGCUCCGAGUCCAAAAGAAAGUCUGGUUGAUCCUCCUCUCUAUCCACUUCCUGCCCCUACCUCUCCACUUCCACUUGUCAUCAGUUCAGAAGAUCCCAUGUCAGGGAUGCUCGCCUUAUUGACAGCUAGUGAGAUCGUCCAUCCUCUAUCCAUCACCCCACCUGCCCCAACACUCAUACCACAGAUUGAAAGCUGCAGCACUGCAGGACCUAUGGAGAUGGUGGCGCUGGAGGGGAUGGCCCUGCUUAGCCAAAUGGCUCAGCAAGAGUUAGAAAACAGCCAUAAGGAGCAAGAUGUGACAUUAGAGGGUCUAGACUGUCUUCUUGAAGCAAGCAAACAAAUCCUUCUGGAGGCCAUAGAGAAACAAUCCCACAUUGAUCUGCCCAGAACGCUGGACCCCAACAAGAAGUACAGCUGGCGGCUGAGGAAAGAGGAGCCGCUGUACAGUAAACUGCCUCUGGAUGUGUUGGACACAAUGGAAGUGGAACUCCGUGUCCGCUUGGCUGAGCUGCAGAAGACUUAUAAAGAGAAGCAGAGAGAGCUCAGCAAGCUCCAGAGACGCAGAGACAAGCGUGAGCGCCAGCUGCAGGAAGAUGAGAGGCGCAGUCUGACCAGACGGGGUAGAGGGCGACCUAGAAAGAGGAAACACUUGGCCACACCUACCAAACUGGACAGCAGGCCUGGAAAGGUGGGUAGGGCGGUGCAAUACUCGGAGGAUUCUGAAGCAGGGGAAGGACAAAGGAAGAAGUUCCGGGUGUCCAGAGAAGAAGAGGAGACAGAGGCAGGAAGUGGAGGCUUGAAAGUGAAAAAGAAGAAAAAGAAGAAGAGCUGGAAUGACACGGAGCCAUCUACCAGUCAUCCGCUGGAGGUGCUAAAGGCAAAGCGCGGCCUCCUAUGUGAGCAGGAGCAGCUGGCGUCAGACCUCGACAGAGCGCUCUCUCUCUCGCAGCUCGGCUCUCUCGGCGCAUCACGCAAAUUCACCUCCAGCACGAAAUCGGAGAAGUCGAAGAGCAAGUCUGUGGAAAGUCGACUCAAGGAGAGAGGAAUCCACUCCUCGGUGAAAGCAGGAAAACACAAGAUGGCUUCCGAGGCUUCUGCUUCAGACGCUGCCCGGAAAGUGAAAGGUCAGAAGAAGACAGCUUUGUUCUCUCCCAUGAGAUCAGAGCUCAGCAGCUGCUCUAACAACUCCGAUUCAGAGGAGCACACUUCUGCUCGAGGGGGCUGGCCCCCUCUCUCAGGGACGCGCUCCCACGGCAGCCUGCCCAGGAAGAGGCGGUCCACUUCAUCGCCGACAUCCCUGCUAUCCAGUGAGAAAUCUCUGAAGAAGAAACACAAGCACUUAUCCCUACUGCUGGAGGAAGCGGGCCUCAGCUCCUCUGACGACUCCUUCGACCAAGAAACCUCCGAGGACGAGGAAGAGUCGGAUUCAGACGACGACCCCGGUUGUGAGGAGAGCGGGCUGGGUCUGCUGGCCAGGUUUGCGGCGAGUGCGCUCCCUGUCAGCUCGGCCUCUUUGAGCCUCCACCACGACAGCAAACACUGCAGCAGGCAAAGCACUCUGGGUUCAACAGAGUGCGAGUGGUCAGACUCUGGCUCGGACGUGCGGUUAAGGAAGUUCCCUUCUCUGCUGCACGGAAAACGCUCCGCCCCCGAGCUCCCCCUUUUGCCACCAGCGACCCGCCGCGUUGACCAGAGUAGCCCCACCAAGCGAGACGAGGCGCUGCAAGUCAAACGCAAACCUCUGCCCAAAUUACGCCCUACGCCUCGCUCACCCCGGAGAUUUAGUUUAGACCUCGCCAGCAGCUCUGGGUUCGGAGGUUUCAGCGAGGAUGAGGGCUGGAACCGCCGACGCAGCGAGAGGAUUUUUCUCCACGAUGCCACGGUUUCAGCCUCCACCCCUUCCACCAGUCAGAGCUCCUCGUCCUCCUCCACCAGCUCAGCCCCACCGAUAACACCGAAGGCCGUCUCCAGACCGAAGCCCACUCAGCCCAGCAGAGACGGGAAAGACGUAGUGAAAAAAAAGAAGCUGAAGGACUCUCCUCUGCCUGUGAGCCCGUCCACUCUGUGCAGUCCAGUCACAGACAGCCCUGCACCGCUGAGCCUCAGCCUGGCACGUAAGAGUCAACCAAAACCCAAGACCAAAGCCAGAGAGCCUUCCAGGGGUGCGGUGAGCCGGCUGAUGGAGAGCAUGGCGGCAGACGAAGACUUCGAACACAACCAAGACAGCAGCUUCAGCGAGGACGAACUCCUCCCAGCACGAAGCAGCAGCGUGUCAGAGAGUGCCUCGACUCCCGCUCCAGUGCAGUGUGUGCUAGAUAAGGACUCUCUGGUGGACGGACUCAGAGUAUUGAUCCCGAUGGACGACCAGCUACUGUACGCAGGACAUGUGAACACUGUACACUCCCCUGACAUAUACAGUGUGGUGGUGGAGGGGGAGCGAGGAAACCGACCGCACAUCUACUGCUUGGAACAACUACUCCAGGAGGCUAUCAUUGAUGUGAAGCCUCCAUCCGUGCGCUAUCUCCCUGAGGGCACCCGCAUCGCUGCCUACUGGAGCCAGCAGUACCGCUGUCUUUACCCCGGCACUGUUGUCAACGGAAGUUCAGACAUCGAUGAGAAUGACGAUCUCAUCACGGUGGAGUUUGACGAUGGCGACACGGGCCGCAUCCCUCUCUCACACAUCAGACUGCUGCCGCCAGACUACAAGAUCCACUGUGCCGAACCAUCCCCGGCUCUGCUCGUGGCCAGCUGUUCCAGGAGGAGGGUCCGCAAAUGCAGCAAAGAGGGUAAAGAGGCGGGAGCAAAGCCAGAGGAGACCACACCCAAGAUCAAGGGAAAACCUGGUCGCAAACCCAAACCCAAACCAGAGAGCUCCAUGAACUCAGACGGUCGGGAGAAAGCUGAUCCUCCACCUUCCUCCACCCAGCCAGUUGAAAGACCCCAGGCUCCAGCCAAGCCCGCCCAGGAGCGACCCUCCUCUGUCCAGAAACCAGCUCAGGAGAAACCCCGCCCUGCAUCCCGGCCAACACUGAGAACCCAAACAAAACCAGGCCGAAAGAGCUCUGCUACAUCCCCAACAAGCAGCCCUACGCUUUCCAGUCCAGUGCCCAGGAAGAGCAGUCCGGCGCAGCCUCCAGCUUCUAAAGCAGCUCGUUCUCUCCCUCCCUCGCUCUACCCCUCCACCUACGGUAAGGUCCUGACUGUGGAUCUGUACAGCGAGCCAAACCUCAGCUCGUACAACAGCCAGCGCAGAGAGAGGGAGAAUAACAGCAAUGUCAGUCCUACUGCAAACAGGCCAAUGUCUAGGCCCAGUAUAACUGCUUCGUCUACUGCAUCCAAGCCUGCUGCGUCAUCCACACCCAGACCUACUUCUAGUUCCUCGCCUAAAACCAAACCCUCCUCAGACCAUCACAGCAGCUCUAGACCCAGCCUAAACUCGGGACUCAUGCCCAGCCCCAUUUCUAGGCUGUCAGCAGGCAAAACCAGCUCUUCUCUGACUCCCAGACCUUCAUCAUCAUCUUCAAUAUCGUCAUCCUCGGCUCCCAGACCUAAAAUCAAGAUGCCGUCCGACCAGCUGUCGUCCAGGCCGAGCUCCAUCUCCAGGCCCAAGACCAGCUCUGGGCAGGGUGAUGUGAGGCGGAAGUCUCUCUCCGCAGAGCCCCUCGUGAAGCUCGACCACGAAGGAGUCACCUCCCCUAAAACUAAGAAGACGAAGGCUCUGAUGUUGCUGGAAGGUCGUGAAGUUAGGCGAGACCACACCCCCAUUAGCACAGCCACAGCCAAUCAAAAGCUACUAAAGCCUAAAGUGAGAGCUCCGGGUAGUGAAACUGGUGUGCCAGACAAGGACUCAACCUACAAAGCUCCAUUGAUGGCUAAAGAGAAGGCAGACAGUCGUGGAGGUAGAGGACAGGAGGUGGACACAAGAGAGGAGAAAGGUAAAAAGGAGGAGAACAAGGAGGUGGAGAAGAGGGAGGGAAGAAAGAUGAAAGAGGAAUCGCAGAGCAGCAGCAGCUCAGACUCGGAGGAAGAAGGAGAGAAAGGGAAAAUCAAGAAGAAGAAGAAAUGCACCUCAAGUUGCUCUUCAUCGUCUUCAUCCUGCUCUGGUUCUUCCUCAUCUUCUUCCUCAUCGUCAUCUUCAUCAUCAUCUUCGUCGACUGACGACUCCUCCUGCAGCUCAGAUGAAGAGAGGACUCCUACACCUCCACCAGCCUCAGUCCAGAAGCCUCCAGAACAAGAUAAACCUAAAGAAGAAGCAAAAGAAGAAGAAGAGGAGGAGGAAGAGGAGGUGAAGAAAGAGGUUGAGGUGAAAAUGGAGGAGGAAGAACUGUCUCCACCACCGCAGUCUCCCUCCCCUUCAACCUCUCCAACAGCUGCUGCUCCUGCUCCCUCUAAACCGGCUAAGCCAGCCACCGGAAAGGGCUCCGGACAAAGGGGUCGUCCUCCAAAACCAAAGCCCAGUGGAGGAGAGGGGAAAGCGGGGAGGCCAAAGAGGAGAGAGGGGGUCCACCUUCCCACGACUAAGGAGCUGGCUAAACGUCAGAGGCUUCCAAGUGUGGAGAACAGGCCCAAAAUUUCAGCUUUCCUUCCUGCACGACAGCUCUGGAAGUGGUUUGGGAAACCCACUCAGAGACGCGGUAUGAAGGGCAAGGCAAAGAAGCUCUUCUACAAAGCCAUUGUGCGUGGCAGAGAAAUGAUCCGCAUCGGGGACUGUGCAGUGUUCCUGUCCGCCGGCCGCCCCAACCUGCCCUUCAUCGGUCGCAUCCAGAGCAUGUGGGAGUCCUGGGGCAGCAACAUGGUGGUCAGGGUCAACUGGUUCUAUCAUCCAGAGGAGACGAACCCCGGCAAGAAACUCACAGACAAGAAGAACUGGGAUCAGAUAUGCGGUCAGUCUUUACCAGCAGCUCUGCACUCUUCCAUCCAGAGGAAAGACUUUAUGGAGCGCGCCCUCUACCAGUCGUCUCACAGCGACGAGAACGACGUGCAGACGGUCAGCCACAAGUGCCUGGUGGUGAGCGUGGAGGAGUACGAGCAGAUGACCCACACUCGCCGCUACGCCGACAGCGAGGACCUCUACUACUUGGCCGGCACCUACGAACCCACCACGGGGAUGAUCUUCAACACCGAUGGAGUUCCAGUCAUCUGCUAAAAAAAAAGAAAAAAGAAAAGAGAAACUCACUACGAGUUGAUAAAACCAAAUUGUGACCCGGCUUACUUUGGACCUCACUGGGAAGGAGUCAGUACCCAACCUGUCAAAUCACUGAUUUUCACUGGCGGUGGAUCUUUUCACAGACUCCAUGAACAGAACUGCUCUGAAACACUUUAAGUAAAACAAAAAAAAAGCAAAAAAUUAAGAAGACAGUCAUGAACAGCUACUACUACAGAAACUGGAGACACUAUGUAGACAGUAUUAGAAGAAACGCGUCUCUUGAAACAUUUGCACACACGAACGUCAUGAACACGCUUCUGUUUUCCUUGUUGUGUUCAUGGGAAAGCUUUUCGAACACGCAUGAACACUUCGGUCUCCUUUUACAAGUAAAUGCACCCUGUCUAAAGAGACACACGUACGCUCACGCGUGCACAAAAGCAAUGUAAAUACAGACGCCAUGUGACACAGUUAUAUAGAGGACAAUAAUGAGUGUUUUUAUUUUCAUCUAAUAGAUUUAUGUCCGAGUACUUUUUUUCUAAAGAGGUAAACAGUCAAGAAGCUUUAAUGAACUGUGAAUGAAGAUGCAGGAGAUGCAGGCCUGUGUCAGUCUGUCCACCCCCAAACCUGCCCCCCACCCACCCA